Molecule: messenger RNA, 537 nt
Organism: Arabis nemorensis
Lineage: Eukaryota; Viridiplantae; Streptophyta; Magnoliopsida; Brassicales; Brassicaceae
Source: the annotation of a GenBank genome assembly
AUGACAUUCCAUGGUUAUGUUGAUGAGAAUGUUCUCUCGGAAGAAUUGUUAAACAAAUGUUGUGAAGCCGGACUCAUGAUCGAAGUAGCACCUAAAGCAGAAGGGGUUAAAAGACUUGAUUUGCUGUUUGUGUACAUCCUUUUGAUUGCAUAUAAUAAACGUGGUAGCAAGUACUCUCAAAACAUCCUUGUACUCUCAAAAGACAUCGGACAAGGCAGCCAGUACGUCCAAUUUCUUGAAACUUUGGAAUCAGAAUAUAUGAAUGUUGGCUUUGCAGAUCUUCAUAUGUUCGUAAACUCAGGCCUAAGCGGAAGCAAGCAACAAAUAGUGUGUGCUGAGUGUAAGGAGUUUCUUGGAUAUCGCUUAGAAGAUCCUGAUAGGUUCCAAAGCUUAGAACUUAGGAACUUAAACCUAAGCGGAAGCUCACAAGCACCUAUUAUAAGCACACAAGCACCUAUUGUCCGAAGCGAAAGUUCACAAGCAGAAAAGCAUAUUACACUCUGUGCUCAUUGUCAGUUCUGUGUGAACGCUAGUUAG